AUGCUGGGUCUUGAAGUUGACAAUAAUUCUACACUGUUACAAGAAUUUGACUUGAAAAAUGUUAAAAGUAGCACUCAUAAAGAUGAAGAUGAUAAAAUGGAAUCAUAUUGUGAAGAAAAAGAUGAUUUAAUUGACACAGAUAAAAGAGAUAUUAGCAAACAACAACCUUCUGUAAUAUCUUGUGUAAUCAUUGAUAACAUUCAAGAUACAAUUAAACGUUGCAAUUAA
This is a messenger RNA of Funneliformis mosseae, 228 nucleotides long. Lineage: Eukaryota; Fungi; Glomeromycota; Glomeromycetes; Glomerales; Glomeraceae. The record is from the annotation of a GenBank genome assembly.